Schizosaccharomyces cryophilus OY26 is the source of this 3622-nucleotide messenger RNA. RefSeq names its product mediator complex subunit Med15. Gene Ontology annotation, biological process: regulation of transcription by RNA polymerase II. The transcript is spliced from 3 exons. Gene Ontology annotation, cellular component: mediator complex. The coding region runs from base 278 to 3358 and encodes 1026 amino acids. Gene Ontology annotation, molecular function: transcription coregulator activity. The record is from RefSeq and is a predicted model, not a curated record. Lineage: Eukaryota; Fungi; Ascomycota; Schizosaccharomycetes; Schizosaccharomycetales; Schizosaccharomycetaceae.
AAAUCGUAGAAAAAAUGAAUUUGUAAUCCUUUGUAAUCAACAGUGUCUUUUUUCAAUAUCUUCUAUUGUUUUUCAGCUGUUAUUUGCGAGACAUGACCAUAUUUUCGUCCUAAGAAUCUCUCCUAUUCCCUAAGUGUACCCCUAUAGGACGUAUUUGUCCAAUACCGUACAGGGAGCCUUUACAAGUUUAGUGGAAAACUAUUAAGCAAGGACGGUUAAGAGCUAAUUGAAAAGUUUUGGAAAUAUAUACAGACAACAAAACUAAAUAUAGCAAGUAAUGAACAGAAAUGUUGAAAAAGGAUGGCAAACUCAAAUUCGACCUAAUGAACGACAAAGUAUUGCUUUACAAAUAGCCCAAACGCUGCGGAUAAUUUCUCCAUCUAUUUCAGAAGUUCAGUUGAUGAAUAUGGCACUUUCGUUUGAAAGACAAGCAUUCGAUGGGGCCAAUAGUAAGAACGAAUACUUGACGACUUGUAGUAAAAAGACCGCUCAACUAAGAGACCAAAUACGUGAGCAUUUACAGGCAGCUCAAUUGAAGCAAGCACAGAAUUAUAGCAACAAUGGUAAUAUGAAUACUGUCCCUUCAGUACCUCCUGUUACUGCUGGAAGAAUGGCAGCCAAUUCAAGGGUUUUGCCGCGUAUGCAAAACCAGACUAUGCCAAUGCAACCAGGAGGGGUUCAACAACAAUUUGCUGGAAAUGUCAAACUUACACCUCAGCAAAGACAACUUCUUUAUCAGCAGAGCCAGAUACAGCAGCAACAGCAACCUCCUCAGCCGGCAACCGAUACGAAUCAAGGUCGUGCUGCUCAACCUCGAGUUCCACCGGCACUUUCGCAACAACAGUUGAACAAUCUUUGUGCACAAAUUUCAACAUUGUUAGCUCGUACCGGAACUCCUCCUAUAGCUUUGCAAAAGCUGCAGAGUAUGCCGCCUGCGACACUUAUUUCACUUUACCAAAAUCAAGUUCAAAAAUUCCGAUCGCUUCAACAAUUACAGCAGCAACAACAAAAACAGAUUCAGCAACAGAGUCAACAACAGGGAAAUGUGCCUUUCAAUGCUAAUAACGCUGGACAAACGUAUCCUAAUAUGGCCAAUCAACAACAAACACAACCUCAGGUUCCACAGCAGCCUCGUCCUGCAAACAUUCCAAGUAACGCUAAUAUAAGGCAAAAUUUGGAAAUGCUGAACAUUCCUGUUCCUAAGCAACUAUUUGCACAAAUUCCAGGAUUACCUUCAAAUAUAAAAUUAUGGAGAGAUGUAACUGAACUUGGGAAGAAUCAGCGUUUGACACCUGAACAAGCAAAAGCGAUUGGAAUUCUUUAUCAAAAGCAUAUGCAAGUACUGUUGCAACAUCGACAAUUAAAAAUGCAAUCUGCACGUGUAAAUGCCCAACCCACUCAGACACCUCAAGCUCCUAAUAAAUUUGGAAAUGUUCCUGUUGAUCCGAAUGUAGCACCUUCUGCUUCUCAACAGGCUUAUGCUCAACAGAUGAGGAAUGCUAAUGUUACAAACCAACCGAUAAAGCCUCAAAGCACUAAUGUACCGAUAAAUGCCGAAACUGCUCCUAAUCCAGCAAAAGCCAAUUAUCAAAAUUAUGUACCAACUAAGGCACGUGCGAAUAGCCAGGCAUUAAAGUCGAAUUUAUCUCCUGUUGAUGUUCCUAAUGUUGGUACGUCAAGUGCUGAGGUGAACCCAGCGUUUAAUGCUUCGGUCAGUCCUCCUUCUUAUCCUUUAAAACCUACUGAUGCCACGGGUGCUCCUCAAGCAGGUAAUCAACCUACAGAGAAGCCCUUUGCAAAUGCCUCCGCUCCUGGAAAUGUAAGCGCCUUUAUAGUGCAGCAGCUUUUAGAAUCUGGAGGAACUAUGGGGCAGCAAAAAAUGACUGUUCGGAUUCGUGAAUUAACCGAGAGAGUGAUGCAUUCAAUGAUAAGACCUAUACCGCUGGAUCUCCCCCAUGACCAAAAAGUGAUUGUCGCUGAACUCGUGAAAUCUGCAUAUCCAAUGUUUAGUAGAACUAAUCAAUUGAUAUACUUAUUUUAUUGUCUUACAGCUAAUGAAGAAGCGACUAUUCAAUUAAUACAAAUGCGCCAUAUUUUUAAGUUACAGCUAGAAGGUCUUCAGCAGGGUGUUUUUACCUGUACACCUCAAAUGAUGGCAAAGAUAAAGGAAAAGACGAGUCGUUACUUUGCAUACGUGAGAACUCACCUAAUUCGGUUGCAUCAUGAAGUUAACGUGAACGGUCAAAGUCUACCUGCAGCUUUAGCUCAAAUUUCAACGUCCAUGAGAAGCUCUUCUGCUCAACAGCAGCAACAGCAGCAACAACAGCAGCAGCAGCAGCAGCAACAACAACAACAGUCUCUACAGCAGGGUCAACAAAGGAAUCAGAAACAACAACAACCUCAGCAAAGUCCUUUACAAUAUCAGCCUGCUGCUGCCAUGCAGACUCAGAUCGCUGGCGUGAACAAACCUCAACCUAAUUUACCACCUCAAGUGCGAAAUAUACCCAAGCCUACUAAUGAAGCUGGCUUGGAUGAACAACAGCUCAGUUAUGAAGCGAUAAGUAAAGCUCAACAAGAAGCACAAUUGAAAGAAAAAGCAAUAUCUGAAGUAAUGAAGCACACCCUAAGGCCAGAGGACCUAAAGUUACCAAUGAGCAAGAGGAAGAAGCUUGACAAUGUUUCACCACCAGCCAUAAGCCCCUUAAUACAAAAACCUUCAUUAGAGACACCUAUAGAAGGACAUGCCAUGAAUGCUGAAGAGACUCCUGUUUCUGGUUCAUUGGUGAAUGAUGGGCUAAAUAAUACCUCAGCGAAAGAAGCUGAGUCGUAUAAAGCCAGAGAAGAGGCUACUGCAAACCCACUAAAGUAUGCUAUUGACGCAUUCGUAACGCUUGAUCACGAGGAUGAGUUUUCAGCCGUUAAAAGCGGUUUGACACCGACUUCGGUAAUAAAAACACCUCAGUCGUUUUUCAUUCCUUCUUCAACUCCUGAUUAUAAUGCAGGUAAAAGUUCUUUGAGUCCAGCAAAUAUCUUGACCUUGGAAGGCAAAUUCACAUAUGAUGACGAUGCUGAAUUAUGGGCUGAUGGUGUUCAAGAGGGUAUAUCUGUUAAUGGGGAGACGAAAACGGCUGAACCCGGAAUAGAAACAAAGGUUGGAGAUGAGUCAAUGAAUACCGAUCGAACUUACAAAGUCCCAGAAGAAGAAGAUACUUUCGUUAAGUUAAUGGAUGAUGAAAAUGACCCUUGGAAUGAUUUUAUUCAAGAAAAGCAAUUAACUGCUAAGCAGAAGGAGACAGGAGAAGAAGUUAAUGAGUUUUCUUCUAUGAAUCCCUCAAAGAUCUGGCAAGUUGUAAUUUAAAUAAGUUUGCAUCGUGGGCAUCAUUGGUCUCAACAAGGAAAUAAUGACACUUCAUCGAGAAUAUUAACGUAUCUAUUGAGGAUUAUGCAAAGGAAUAUAUAUAUAUGAUAAAGAAAAAUUUGCUAAAUAAGCAAAGAGGUUAUAAAAGUGUUUUCUUAAGUUCUAAGUUAAACUGAAUAGUUAUGUAUGUAAAGAUAAUUUACUAAUGUUAAUUUAUUUUAUUGUUGAAUUUUUUUGGUAUCAAAUAAUUAUCUUCAUCUUGUC